AAUUAACUCCAUCUCUACUGCACCAUGUCCGCCACGGAUCCUACUCCCGCUCGAACCCCUCGGCUUGAACAGGCCAUCACCAAUCCGGGGACCGUCAAGAUCAAUGUUAAGGGAGCUUUCAUUGUGGACGAUGACCCUCGGUCCAAGAGUCCUGUAAGGGAAGAGGGCGUUCACUACGAGGGUCAGGACAUUCGCCUACCCCAUCAUACUGGUGUGGUAAGCCAUGUUGCUGUCGAUAUCGGCGGUUCUCUAGCGAAGCUGGUAUACUUCACACGUGAGCUGGACUCACCAGACAAUGGCGGGCGGUUGAACUUUAUCAACUUCGAGACUGAUCGGAUAAACCUUUGUCUGGAAUUCAUCAAACGGCUGAAGGAAGAGCACCGGGAUUCCAAUGGAGGUACCAAGGAGGAACUUUGUGUUGUUGCUACAGGUGGAGGCGCCUACAAGUAUUACGACAAACUCAAGGAAACAUUGAACGUGGACAUUAUGCGGGAAGAUGAGAUGGAAUGCCUCAUAACAGGACUUGACUUUUUCAUCACCGAGAUACCGAACGAAAUUUUCACGUACAGCGAGACUGAGCCGAUGCAAUUUGCCGAGGCCCGACCGGAUGUGUAUCCGUACCUCUUAGUGAACAUCGGCUCCGGAGUGUCUAUGAUCAAAGUGUCGGGGCCAAAACAGUUUCAGCGUGUUGGCGGAACGCACCUGGGUGGUGGAACAUUCUGGGGCAUCAUGUCAUUAUUGACUGGCGCCCGAACUUUUGACGACAUGCUAGCAAUGGCGGACCGAGGGGAUAACAGCGGCGUGGACAUGUUAGUUGGCGACAUCUACGGGAUGGACUACGGAAAGAUAGGUCUCAAGAGCACGGCCAUCGCCAGCACAUUUGGGAAGGUCUUCCGGCUACAGAACCGCGAGCGGGUGGCGAGCGAUGGGGAGGCACCGCAGGACGGGUCUCGCCAAAAGGCCGACGAGCCGAUAUUUAAGCACGAAGAUAUGAGCAGAAGCCUACUAUACGCCAUAAGUAAUAAUAUUGGACAAAUCGCAUACUUGCAGUCCGAAAAGCACCAGGUCAAGCACAUCUACUUCGGUGGCUCGUUCAUUCGAGGACACCGACAAACUAUGAACACAUUAUCCUACGCUAUCCGUUUCUGGUCCAAAGGCGAAAAGCAGGCAUACUUUCUCCGCCAUGAGGGCUACAUCGGCGCAGUCGGCGCGUUUCUACGAAGAAAGCCAGUUAACUGGGGCCGCCGGAACAGUAUUGAUGAGCACGUGCCUGCUCAAGGGCUCUAA
Molecule: messenger RNA, 1287 nt
Organism: Aspergillus nidulans FGSC A4
Lineage: Eukaryota; Fungi; Ascomycota; Eurotiomycetes; Eurotiales; Aspergillaceae
Product: pantothenate kinase
Exons: 4
Coding region: 25-1287 (420 amino acids)
Biological process (GO): ergosterol metabolic process; coenzyme A biosynthetic process
Cellular component (GO): cytoplasm
Molecular function (GO): pantothenate kinase activity; ATP binding
Source: RefSeq, a predicted model, not a curated record